AUGCUGAGAAAAACAACUCAGCAGUGUUCUGAACCGUUGGCGUUGACGCUGGCGCUCAGCCCCGAGGAGGAGAUCAUGCGCUACUGCAGCCUCUGGCUGUGGGACUACCUGCGUCGGGUGGUGGCCGCCGGCAGCGGCAUUCAAGGUUUCAUUGUCCCGCUCAGCGGCGGCCUCGACUCUGCCUCCGUCGCCUGUAUUGUCUUCUGUCUGGCGAAGCUCCUCCAUGAGGCCGUUUAUGGGAGAGGGGACAAGGCGGUGGCAAAGCAGUUGAAGCCCAUUUUCGACUCGGAGGCGCACCCUGGGGCGACGCCCAACGACAUUUGCGGACGCCUCCUCCGUUGCGUCUACCUCCAAAGUGCCUACAGCGGCGCGGACAGCCUCGAUCGAGCAAGGUCGCUGGCCGCGCUGAUUGGCGCCCAGUUUGAGUGCUACAACUUUGCCCACCUCUACGAGACGAUCGUGAAGACGGCGCCAAGAGGUGUGAAGCCUAUCGAAGCUGAUAAGGGCGGCGUGACGCUGCAGCAGCAGAAUGUUCAGGCUCGCCUUCGCAUGGUCCUCACCUACUACAUGAGCGAGUGCAAUCGGCUGGUGCUGGCGACGGGCAACGUCGAUGAGGCCCUCGUCGGCUACCUCACCAAGUACGACUGCUCCUCUGCGGACCUAAACCCAAUUGGCUCGAUCAGCAAGACCGAUCUGCGACGGUUUGUCGCAUUCUCCGCCGGAAUCAUUGGUCCAAAGGCUUUGGAGGAUGGUAAUCCACUGCAACGCAUUCUCGACGCGACGCCCAGCGCCGAACUGACCGGAGAGGAGCAGGCCGACGAGGAGGAUCUGGGACUUAGCUAUGAGGAGCUGAGCCUCUUUGGGCGCCUCCGGCGAGGGCAGUUUGGCACCUACGGCCCCUAUGGCAUGUUUGCGAAGCUCUGGGAGGACCGACGGGCGGAGUAUNCAACCGCCACAAGCAGACCAUUCUGA
Messenger RNA from Rhagoletis zephyria (snowberry fruit fly), 972 nucleotides. Its product is annotated as glutamine-dependent NAD(+) synthetase-like. Lineage: Eukaryota; Metazoa; Arthropoda; Insecta; Diptera; Tephritidae. Gene Ontology annotation, biological process: NAD+ biosynthetic process. Gene Ontology annotation, molecular function: glutaminase activity; NAD+ synthase (glutamine-hydrolyzing) activity. The record is from RefSeq and is a predicted model, not a curated record. Gene Ontology annotation, cellular component: cytoplasm.